Messenger RNA from Engraulis encrasicolus (European anchovy), 2726 nucleotides. RefSeq names its product potassium channel, subfamily K, member 5b (gene kcnk5b). Gene Ontology annotation, molecular function: outward rectifier potassium channel activity; potassium ion leak channel activity. Gene Ontology annotation, biological process: stabilization of membrane potential; potassium ion transmembrane transport. The record is from RefSeq and is a predicted model, not a curated record. The coding region runs from base 292 to 1818 and encodes 508 amino acids. Lineage: Eukaryota; Metazoa; Chordata; Actinopteri; Clupeiformes; Engraulidae. Gene Ontology annotation, cellular component: plasma membrane. The transcript is spliced from 7 exons.
CAGUUUGAAUGGCACGUUGUUGCGAGGUAGUUCGCUAAAGUGUUUGCGGGUAGGGUGAAGGGAGCUCACCUAUGUGGGUGGUUCACUGGGAUUUCAUUUCCUCUUUUUCGCAUGGAGUAACCCAGACAUUACAAACUUGUGGACUGGACAUCUUGGGGGCGAUUACAUGACGCGCGGUAGCCCAAUUCAUCUGUUGAACGUUUGGGAAACUUAGAUUUGAAGUUAUCACCAACCAAUGAAUGCUGUUGAUAUGAACACGACGUGUCCAUUGGGCUGACUACUUCAGAUCUUAUGGCGGAUAAGGGACCCAUACUAACUUCAGGUAUCAUAUUUUACCUGUCAAUUGGAGCCGCGAUAUUUCAGAUUUUGGAGGAGCCGUACUGGAAGUUAGCAGUAUCUGACUACAGUGUUGCAAAGGCAGAACUUCUCAAAAAGUACAAGUGUUUGACCAAGGACGACCUAGAAUACAUCGUGCAGACGGUGACACAGGCAGCUGGAAGAGGCGUAUCUGUUGCCAGUAAUAACUCCUUCAACAACUGGAACUGGGAGAACUCCGUCAUAUUCGCGGCUACCGUGAUAACAACAAUAGGCUAUGGCAACGUGGCCCCUAAGACGGUGGGGGGCCGUGUGUUCUGUAUCCUGUACGGCCUGUGUGGCAUCCCCUUGUGUCUGACCUGGGUCAGCGAGGUGGGCACCUUCUUCAGCGGCCGCACCAAACGCCUCAGCCAGGUGCUGCUGCACAAGGGCCUCACACCGAGGAAGGUCCAGUGUUCCUGCAUUGCCCUCUUCCUCCUCUGGGGCCUGCUGGUGCACCUGGUCAUCCCUCCCGUCAUCUUCAUGUUCAUCGAGGAGUGGUCGUACCUGGAGGGGUUCCACUUCUGCUUCACCACACUCACCACCGUGGGCUUUGGGGACUACGUCGCAGGUGUGAACCCGGACGCCAAGUACCCGACGCUGUACCGCUUCUUUGUGGAGAUGUGGAUCUUCAUGGGGCUGGCCUGGCUCUCUCUCUUCUUCAGCUGGAACGUGUACAUGGUAGUGGAGGCCCACAAGGUGCUGAAGAAGCGCCGCUACCAGCGCCGCCAUCGUCAGUCGCUGGAGGAGCUGCGUCAGUACCAGGAGACCAUCAACUCGGUGCACUCGCCCACGUCCCAGGAGCCCAGGCCCAGCGCCAUCGACAUCUUCAACUACCUAACGGUGAAGGAGGAGGACUACGGCAGCAUCAUCAAGCAGAUCGGCAACGAUCCCAAGAAGCCCAAGAAGAAGAAGAAGGUGACCAUCCAGGAGGAGGAGAACCACCCGCCUCGCUCCAAGAGCUGCAACGACAUCCUCAACGACAUGGGCGUCAUGAUAAUGGAGCAGUCGCCGCGGCUCAAGCGUCGCCUCAGCAUCAGCGACAAUGUGGUCUUUGCGGUGGCCUUGAAGGGCAAGGACGCCAAGGCGGCGGCGUCCGGCCCCAUCGACGAGGAGAGCCAGCACCUCCUGGAGGACUCGGGAGGCGAGGACCAAAGCCCCGAGGCCAGCUCCAGCUCCAGCGAAGACAGCAGUGACAGCAGCCCUCGGCAGCAACCGGAACGGAUUAGCGACGAACACUCGUGGGACAGGGACGAUGAUGAUGACGAAGAAGAAGUCGAAUCGCCUCCACCGGCAACCUCACCGGUAACCUCACCGUCACCCAGCCAGUGUGGCGCUUCAGCACAAACUCAGGAGGAGAAGGAGAAGAACAAAGAGGAGAUGGAGGAUGUUGCUGGGAGCCGGUUUACGGUGUUAAAAGUGUCGGAGAACAGGUGUCCUAAAGAGAGCGAAGGAGAAGGAUGAUGACACAGGCGCAAUCUGGACACAACUGUUGUUUGACAGUAACUUGGGAGCUAGCGUAGCGUUUACCUUGGCCACAGGAACAAGGAGAGUAGACUGGGCACAGCUGGUUUCUGUGUUUCAGUAUGAAAGAGCCUGGCUACACUCCGUAAGCACAUAUAUUUUGUGAGUCACUGGAAAUAUCUGGAAACUGUUGCCCCUAUGCAUACCGUUCCACCAGUGGAAUGCAAUACUAGUCAUUGGAAAAGCUUUAUUACCACUACACCACUAUGACAGUACACAGGGCCAUUAGUAAUACAUUACAACUUGGUUAUUUCCAUUUUGGUAUUGCCUACUUUAUUAGAGGGGCUGUGUCUUACUGGGUUAACCAGCUUCAACCAACCAGUAUCAAGUGCCUGAAUGCAAACAUGCUAAAAUUUUACUUUUUCAGUAUGAAAGAGCCUGGCAACACUCCAUAACCACACAUCUGCAUGCUAGUGCACAGAUAUAUUCUGUGAGUCUUGAAACUUUAACCAGCUUCAACCAAUCAGUAUCAAGUGCCUGAAUGCAAACAUGCUAAAACGUAAUGCCUCAGGUGGUUACUUUUUUCAGUGAUCCCUCUGAGUGGCGUAGAGCUCUCUCUGCUUGUGUUGUAACCCAAAACAUUCCACCAACUUCUUCCGUAGCAGAAAACUGCAGUUAAACUGUGCUCUGAGUCCACAGUGAGCAGAGGUACGAAGACAGAAUUUGCCACACCAGGUAAACCACUGAGUGCCAGGGGCCUUCACAGGUGAAUGGUGAUCCCGUGUUCUCACCAGACCUGUUAGAGGAUUUAAAUGAACAUGACCAGUCAUGAUAAACUUCUUGCACUGCUGAUAGGUGAUCACCAACUUCUCUCUCUCUCUCUCUCUCUCUCUCUCUCUCUCUCUCUC